AUGGAGAGCAAGAUCAAGGAGCUACGGGGCAUCCUCAAGGACUCUGCAGCCGCGCAGCGCGCCGCCGACCCGCGCGAGAUUGCGAUGCAGCACGCGCGUGUGGUGCAGCACCGCAAGGACCUCGAGGCCGAGAUCCUCGACAGCCUCAUCCUGCUAUCCGAGUACCCUCUGGUGCGGGGGCCCUCGUACAACGCGUCGCGGCCGGCCUCGUCCGACGCGGCCGGCUUCCAGACGCUCGUGCGGCUGUUCCAGCCGUCCGACUACGACGACCUCAUCGAGGAGCGGCACGUCAACGGCCUGUGCGGGUACACGCUGUGCGCGCGGCCGCACCGCGACACGGGGCCCGGCGGCGAGUGGACGAUUACGCGCGGCGGGCACAUUGUCAAGCGCAGGGACGUGGAGCGCUGGUGCUCGCAGGCGUGCGCGCGCCGCGCCCUCUACGUCAAGGUGCAGCUCAGCGAGACGGCCGCGUGGGAGCGCGCGGGCAUCGCCGAGAUUCGCAUCGACCUGCUCGACGAGGGCCGCUUCGACAAGGCCGACGACGUGGACGCCGCGGCCGGCAUGCUGGCCAAUCUGCAGAUUGAGGAGCAGGAGCGCAGGAGCAGGGACGCGGCAGCGGCGCUGGCGCUCGAGAGGGGGGACCGGCCGGAGGGGGCUGGUGGGAAGCAGAGGGUGCAGGUGUCGCUGAAGGAGAGGGAGACGCAGAUGCCGGAUGUUGAGAAUUUGCACAUUGGCGACGGCGACGACGACCAUUUGCUUGUUGAAGGCCACAGAGUCGACUUGGGGGAGUCUGCCUACCGAUGA
This is a messenger RNA of Beauveria bassiana ARSEF 2860, 804 nucleotides long. Its product is annotated as Rtr1/RPAP2 family protein. The transcript has a single exon. Lineage: Eukaryota; Fungi; Ascomycota; Sordariomycetes; Hypocreales; Cordycipitaceae. Gene Ontology annotation, molecular function: RNA polymerase core enzyme binding; RNA polymerase II CTD heptapeptide repeat phosphatase activity. Gene Ontology annotation, cellular component: nucleus; cytoplasm. The record is from RefSeq and is a predicted model, not a curated record. The coding region runs from base 1 to 804 and encodes 267 amino acids.